Molecule: messenger RNA, 221 nt
Organism: Babjeviella inositovora NRRL Y-12698
Lineage: Eukaryota; Fungi; Ascomycota; Pichiomycetes; Serinales
Exons: 1
Coding region: 52-207 (51 amino acids)
Source: RefSeq, a predicted model, not a curated record
UCACGUUUCCACUUUACAUACAAAGCGUGCCCCAUUAGGAGUUAAUUGAAAAUGCAUCGCAUGAAGUGCAUGUCUGAAUCGGUUGUGGGUUUCCGGUUCGAUAAGACCAUCAGCACGGAGGAUCUUGCAGACGCUAAUCAGAGCUGCCUUUUGGUGCGAGCCAUGCACAAAUUGAGGCAGUGUUUCACAUGCACGAUGGAUCAGUAAUACUUCGGUAUAAC